Zophobas morio is the source of this 1295-nucleotide messenger RNA. Its product is annotated as spliceosome-associated protein CWC27 homolog. Gene Ontology annotation, cellular component: catalytic step 2 spliceosome. Lineage: Eukaryota; Metazoa; Arthropoda; Insecta; Coleoptera; Tenebrionidae. Gene Ontology annotation, biological process: protein folding; protein peptidyl-prolyl isomerization. The coding region runs from base 1 to 1257 and encodes 418 amino acids. The record is from RefSeq and is a predicted model, not a curated record. The transcript has 11 exons. Gene Ontology annotation, molecular function: peptidyl-prolyl cis-trans isomerase activity.
AUGAGCAACAUAUACAUUUCAGAGCCGACUACUAGAGGGAAAGCGGUUUUGGUUACCAACUAUGGCGACUUGGAUGUCGAGCUUUGGAGUAAAGAAGCUCCUUUAGCCUGUAGGAACUUUCUACAACAUGCCAUCGACGGCUAUUUUGAUGGUUGCAUAUUUCACAGAGUAAUAAAGGGAUUCAUUGUUCAAACCGGAGAUCCCACUAACACUGGCCUUGGUGGUGAAUCCAUCUACGAGACCCCUUUCAAAGAUGAGUUUCACCAGAGAUUGAAAUUUACUCGGAGGGGCCUUUUGGCUAUGGCUAAUAGCGGGCCAAACGAUAACCGUAGCCAAUUUUUUAUAACCCUUGAUCGGUGCGACUCUCUAAAUAAAAAGAACACUAUUUUUGGGAAAGUUACGGGUGAUACUAUAUAUAACCUUGUGAGCAUCGGAGAGGUUGAAACUGAUAAGGAUGAUCGUCCUAUAGUUGAUGUAGUUAUAAAAUCUAUUGAAGUAUUAUAUGAUCCUUUUGAAGAUAUUGCUCCUCGCGUGGUAAAAACAAAAUUUAGAACCGGUGAAAAUAAAGAAAGCCAACAAAAACGGCAAUCUUUAAACAAAAUAAAAGAUAAGAACCUUUUAUCAUUUGGAGAAGAACCAGAAGACGAAACUUUGAUUUUAGUUUCAAAAAAAAUAAAAAGCAGUCAUGAAUUAUUAGAAGACAGUACUCUAAGCAAAGAGCCUAUUCAACUUUCUAGUUUCAAGGAAUUUGAUCAACUAGUCAACGAAGUUCCCUUGAUUGUGCCAUCCUCGGGAUCUCUAGAGAAAGAAGAAAGCAAAGAUGACAAAGAGCAAAACGAAUUUCCUGGUGCUUCCGCACCAUCUAUUCCUCCUAAAGUUUCUUCAUCUAAAAAGAAAAAAGAAGUCGUGAUCAAAGACACCAGCGGGAGCGAUUAUUUGUCCCAACAAAAAGUGAAAUAUUCCUGCGGGAAAAAUGCAAAAUACGAACAAAAUAAGAAGGCUGAAGCGAUGCUGGAGGACUUUAGAAACAAGCUAAGCAGUCAAGAGCCGACCUGGUUGACCCAUAAACUCGAAUUUGUAGAAGAAGAAAACACCACUCUUCCUAUGGAUCCCAGCAUUGACAAAAUCGAAGAAAGAUAUGAUUUGCACGACCCAAGGCACCCUUUAAACAGAAGAAGACGCGAAAACAGCAAGAAAAAGAUGGAGCUCUUCAAGCAUAACUCUUUUAGUAAUAAAGACAUCCGCCCAAAGUGGUGACCAGAACAGUUUUGCCUACACGCCUUAAAAAUAAAUGA